This is a messenger RNA of Angiostrongylus costaricensis, 207 nucleotides long. The record is from the annotation of a GenBank genome assembly. NCBI's taxonomy places the organism in Eukaryota, Metazoa, Nematoda, Chromadorea, Rhabditida, Metastrongylidae.
CUGCGAAGAAACCUCGUGGCUUUUCGCAAAGAGAGCAAAGUGGUGGUUUGUUUAUCUGAAAUAUUUAAGGCCUAUGUCCUGCGUUGUGGGCACUCUUUCUGUGAAUUGUGCCUCGAUGAAGCUGUGAACUGGGAUGAUCGAUGUCCAGAAUGUCGACGAUACACUCAUGGAAUUUGCAUUCCAAAUCUCGUUUCAUAUCGGAACUGA